Messenger RNA from Monomorium pharaonis (pharaoh ant), 5102 nucleotides. RefSeq names its product protein N-terminal asparagine amidohydrolase (gene Ntan1). Gene Ontology annotation, cellular component: nucleus. The record is from RefSeq and is a predicted model, not a curated record. Gene Ontology annotation, biological process: ubiquitin-dependent protein catabolic process. Gene Ontology annotation, molecular function: protein-N-terminal asparagine amidohydrolase activity. Lineage: Eukaryota; Metazoa; Arthropoda; Insecta; Hymenoptera; Formicidae.
GGCGGAACGGGGUGAACACAGACGCGCUCGCGCGGGACAGUGCGCGGACGGUGCAGCGGGUGAGCGAGCGGGCGAAUGAGCGAGCGUUGCUACACGCCGGGUUUGUGGAUUUUGCCGAUUUUUGCACAGUUGUCAAGCCCGACUCUCUCGCGGCGCGUGAAAGCGGUGCUUCGUGAGUGUCGUCCCUAACCACGAUCGUGCCUCGCGCGUAUCUCUCUUCGCGCUGCCUGCACUUAUCUAUCUGUUUCCUUCUCUCUCGCUCGCUGUUGUCGAAGACGCGAGCCCGUCUCUCUCUCUCUCUCUCUUUUUCUCCCGCUUACGUUCGCUCCGAUCUGUCAUCCUUUCUUUCUCUCGCUCUUUCUCUCCCUAGCCGCGCGCUCUCGGGAUACCCGCGUGUUCGCCUACUCUUUCCCCGUCGCGGCACGCUCGAUAAUCGUACGUAUACGUAGACUCGUGCGGGACAACACGAGACGGUGACCGUUCGUCGCCAGCGACACUGACGUUUUUGCCAUCGAUCGGCCGCGUCGCGUGUGUACACCACCAGUUGCGUGUUGCGUAACUGCAUUUUACAACGAGAUAGAUAGAGAGAGAAAGAGAGAGAGAGAUUGAGAGCCCGCUGCCUGCGUCUCUCCCGCGGGUGCAUCGGCCCUGUCCCUCCCGCGCCCGUCGCGCCUCGCCACACACCACACCACGCUACGCCACGCCACGCCGCGCGCCGAGAGGAGAGUUUGGCGCUACGGGAACCUUGGAGUCUGACGUUUGGAGCGCACGACUUCGCCGCACUGCGUUCCACGUGGAGCACGUGACAGCACGGUGAACUCGCGGCUAAAGAGGCGGAAGUGCUCGUUGACUAUGGCGGCGGGAACGUGCCAAUUCGCCUGAGGGGACACAGUAUCCGCAGAAAUCCGUAAGGAUGGUGCUGGUGGUGGGCGGGGUGGUCCUGCAGGAAGAGAUUCCUGCGGACAGCAGGUCCUUGUACGCGGCCCAUCCGGUGUACCGCGAGAGCGCGGCCCAGCUGCACUCGAUGCCGGCGAAGCUCGUGGGCCCGGUGGGCCUCCUCUACGUGCAACAGCGAGAAAUGGCCGCGACGCUGCCGCACGAUAAGAACGUGAGCAUCCUCGGUUCGGACGACAUGACCACAUGCAUAAUCGUUAUCGUCAGGCAUUCCGGCUCGGGCGCCGCCGCUCUAGCGCAUCUCGACGGUAACGGAACGGAUGAUGCCGCGACGGCGAUGACCCAGAGGGUAACGGAACUCACCCUCGGAUAUCCCGAAGGUCGCCUGGAACUACAAAUGGUCGGCGGUUAUUCCGAUCCUAGAAAUUACUCCGAGGGAAUAUUCUACAAGAUACUUUCCGCAUUUCACAAACAACCGGUGGAGAUCGAUCUUACCUUGUGCUGCGUGGGCGAGCUGAAUACCACCGUAAGAGGUGGAAUUCAUUGGCCGAUGAUCUACGGUAUCGGGCUGAACGUAAAGACGGGCGAGAUCUUUCCUGCAACUUUCCCCGACAAAGGCCCAGAACAGGCAUUGAGGUGCGCUAGACAAUUGACCGGGGGUCAACAGGUUUUGGACAUAUACGAUUGCGGUCUAGGAUUACUUAGAAUCGGCCCAUUUAACUAUGAUCCUUUGCGUGGCGUGGAUCUCUGGCUGGCACAAACUGAUCAGUUCAUUUUGCAGCACCUGUCUACGUCACCGGAAGUGGAGCAACCACACUUCGUAUCGCAGGUGCGGGCGACACUCAAGUAUAUCCAAGACAAUCAAUUUCCGGCCGUCACCGUCUUCCGAGACAACAGACCUCAUUACUAUCGUCGAGACGAAGCCACCGGUGUCUGGCAGCCGGUACGAUACUAAAGAUUCAAUAAGCCACGGAUUCAAUUUAGGAUUUGCGUGGUGAUUGUUCGAGGAAAUUUUCGAGCGACACGAAGUAUAAUAAUUAAAUUUGCGAAUCGACGAAGCGUACGGAGCAGGACGAUUAGGAAUUUAAAUCAAUUAAUUGAAUUUGAUACUGGCGCCUUCUGGAGAUGGCAGUGUCUUCGCCGAAGUUGUUUAAGCCCUAAUGAGUCCGUUUGAAAAAGAUUUGUGACUCGCAUUUACGAUUAGCGAGCAAAUUGCGGAAGUUGGCGUGCAAUAAUUGCAGCCUUCGUCGGCUGGCAAUUAUCUGUGAUCGACGAGAAAAGGACGUCCGAUCGAAAGGAAGCCGUGGGAUCGAGUAUCGAUCGAAGUGAUCGUAAUCAGCGUGUUGGUCGAUGCUUUAAGGCCUGCUCACACCGGAAGACGUCUCACGAGCCGUGUUGAAACCAAGAAUGCGAAUCAGCAUGUGGAUUAGGCAUUAUCAAAUGCGAUUUGUAAUAUUUAUAAAUAAAAUUAUCAGACAGUGUAGUUUAGUAUCGUAAACUAAUAUGAAAAAUAAAAUAAAACAAUCUUUUAUUUUAUUUUUCAUAUUAAAGACUUUAGGAAAAAUAAAAUUAAAUAAAAAUAAUUUUUUGACAAUUUUCCGAAAAUUUUAAUAUGUAUUAUUCUGCAUUGAGAGAAAGAGACGCAGAUAAUGCAUAUUUUGCUUAGGUUUUGCAUAAUAUUUUAUAUAUAUAUUCGAUACAUUUUUAAAAAAAUGAUAUAAUAGAUGAGAUUUUCCUGUCAUACAAUUGUCGUAAAAAGUUUUCGAUGAUUUUAUCGAAAUUGCUUUAGAUAAAUUUUUACAAAGCAAAAGAUUAAGACUACUUCAAUUCUUCAAUUAAAGAAGAAAAAGUAAAAAUUACUAAUAAUAAUGUUAAACUAUAUUGCAGAUACAAUACAUAAACAAUUCAUCCAUUCUCAAAUUAAAUUUUACAAAUGGCAGUUUAAAUUGAUCUUUAAUUAGAGAUUUUUUUAAUUACCCGCGGGCUAUGAUCAGAAAUUCUAGACAAAAAAUUGCCGCACAAGCAACUGAAUCGAUAAUCGAACUUCGACUUUUCAUUUGUUAAGCAACUUUUCUUUUAUAACCUAAUAUAUAUAUAUAUAUAUAUAUAUAUGACUGUUAAAAAAUCUUACAAAGAAAUAGAAAAGAAUUUUAUAUAAUAAUAUACAAAUACUCUUUCUCUUUCUUUAUUACAUAUACACUUUAUAUCUUUUAAAAAGUAACAUACAUGCAUUUAUAUUAGCGUGCUCACGACAACUUCAGUUGUGAAUAGGCCAACACGUGCUGAAUAUAUUGGCAUUGUUGAAUUUUAUCUUUUUGUUAUCUAAUGAGAUUUGCUAUUAUAUUACGUGGACUACGGUCGAUUUUUGGUCAUUACUAUAAGGUGUUAUUAGUCGUACGCAAUUGUUAUUUCAUCAUUGAACGUUCUCUCCGUAUUAAACUUUCUUCGUUGCCAGAGCGUGAAAAUAAUGACACUCUUAUUGCGCAUUUAGCUAAAUAUAACUCAUUUCCUUUACAUCACGUGCAAUCGUCGUGUCAAAUAACUAACUCGAUAAUAAAGUAAAAUCUCAUUUGGUGCUAUAAGUGCGGGACUAAAAGCACGAUUCUAUGUACACGUGCGCGAGGACAUUUGUCUUUUUACUUUUUUCUUCUAGUUUUGUUUUUUUAGUCGAAUUGUGAAAGUUUGAACAACGAAUAAUUCCGCACUUGCCAUAAUAAGAGGAAGAAAGUUAGACGAAAGGUAGAGAGGUGAAGUAGAAGAGAUGAUGUAUAUAUAUUUUCAGGGUUGUGCCCGAGUCUUUCGGGUGAGGGAAAGUUCCUUUGCCUCGGUGUAAUUAUUUCCGCGAAAGAAACACAGAACGUGGAAUCCCUCCAAAAGUUUAUACGCAAAUUAGUGAUUGUAUACAAACUGUUGAUGUCUCGCGGGAAUUUUGCUAAAUUUUGUAUAAAUAUUACAUGUCGAAAAACAUCUCUUUCAAUUUUUUGACUCGCAGAAUACUUGAGCAAUUGCGUUUAAUUAUUAACGUAGGAUAAAUGUUCAAGGUAAAACGAUUUCCAUUGUAUCAUUGAAUGACUUAGGCUGGUAUUCAUAGUCGAAUCUUAUUUAAAGAUCGUCUCAAGCAAUGUCUUAAGAUGCUAAUACGGCUCUGUGAUUGGCUGAUGGCAUCUUAAGACAGUACUUAAGAUGAUCUUAAAUAUAAGAUCCGACUAUGAAUACUGGCCUUAAAUAUGCGAGACCGAUGCGUACGAAAUUGUAGAGAUUAAUAUUAAAACAAAAUGCAUAAUAUAAUGGGGUAAUUCCACUCUGAAGAUCGUGCAAAUGUCCGAUAUAGAUUUUCCUACUUGUUAGAAAGCACAGGCAUGCGGUCGCGAUCAAAGAAUCAAAAUAACGAGGCCUUCCCUUGCCUGUGGAUUCAUCGAUUUAGCCGAAAGGUAAUCACCCUCCAGAUAGCAUUCGAGAGCACAGCUCUACGGCAAAAAAUUUAAUAUUUCAACACUUAAAUAUAAUUUUUAUGAAAUUAAUCAUAACAUUAUUAUUGAGUGUUUUCUCUAUUGGGUUAAAUAUACACAAUAACGAAAUUUAUUUUUCAAAUAAUACAUGAAAAUUUUUUUAUAAAGCUAUGGUCUCGAAGCUUUGAAGUAGUGCGUAAAGGAAGGGUGCGUUCACAAUUUUCCAUUGUUCUAGUGAUACAUAAACUAAUUAAGGUUGAUAUUAAUAAUAAUGAUGACGAUUAUCAUGAUACUGCUGAUGAUAAUGAUAUUUCCUAGAAAUCGAAGAGAUAUAUUUUUACUAUAUUAUGUAAAGAAAAAAAAAAGAGCGAAUACACUCGCGAAAAUGACGAACCUCUCAGGAUCGAACUUGCGACCUGCUUUCUCUUACCAUUCGAUCUACGCGAGUAGAAGAAGAGUAUGACGGGUGGUUUGCCACUUUGUUGCUUCUGCCAGGAAAAUAUACGGCUUUUCUUGCUUACGUCAUGAAAACUUCCCGGUGCAGCAGUACAAGUUACAUAUAUACUUCUCUUUUCUUUUAAGUCCACCAUAUUGUUUUUUCCCCACCUUUUUCUGCCCGUACUUUCUCCUUUCUUCUCACGGUAAUCUUUCCGUUUGAUCUCUAUCGCAUUCUUUCUCGCGUUACGCAGACGCAAUCUUACUACAUAAUAUUAUUUGGUGAUAUAUUUAUACAAUAAACGAUGAUAGGUUAUAAAGCAA